AUGGAAAAAAUUGAAUAUCGUGCCGUUAUAAAGUUCCUUACCAAGCAAGGAAAAUCAGUUGCGACCAUAAUGGAUGAGAUGUCAUCGGUUUACGGUGACUCUUGUCCAGGAAAAACCAUGGUGUACAAGUGGCACAGUUUGUUUAAAAAAGGAAGGGAAUCCCUUGAAGAUGACCCGAGGCCGGGCAGGAGCAUCGAGGUGACCACGCCAGAACUUAUUCAAAAAGUCGAAAAACUUGUACUCAACGAUGCUCGACUAAAGAAGAAACAACUCGCAGAAAUAGUUGGCGUAUCCGAUACAACCAUUUUUAAAAUCCUGCACGAUCAUCUUGGCACGACUAAGGUCAGCGCAAGAUGA
Messenger RNA from Melitaea cinxia (Glanville fritillary), 357 nucleotides. RefSeq names its product protein GVQW3-like. The transcript has a single exon. Bases 1 to 357 code for a protein of 118 amino acids. NCBI's taxonomy places the organism in Eukaryota, Metazoa, Arthropoda, Insecta, Lepidoptera, Nymphalidae. The record is from RefSeq and is a predicted model, not a curated record.